Molecule: messenger RNA, 2298 nt
Organism: Cariama cristata (Red-legged seriema)
Lineage: Eukaryota; Metazoa; Chordata; Aves; Cariamiformes; Cariamidae
Product: bestrophin-1-like
Exons: 9
Coding region: 1-2298 (765 amino acids)
Molecular function (GO): chloride channel activity
Source: RefSeq, a predicted model, not a curated record
AUGACAGUGACAUACACCAACCGUGUGGCUGACGCCCGCCUAGGCACCUUCUCACAGCUCCUGCUCCAAUGGAAAGGAAGUAUCUACAAACUUCUCUACUCCGAGUUCCUUAUUUUCAUCUCUCUCUACUUCACCAUCAGUCUUGUCUACAGGCUGAUCCUGAGUGAGAGCCAAAGGCUGAUGUUUGAGAAGCUGGCGCUCUACUGCAACAGCUAUGCUGAGCUAAUCCCCGUGUCCUUUGUGCUGGGUUUCUACGUGACUCUGGUGGUGUCCCGCUGGUGGGCUCAGUACGAGAGCAUCCCAUGGCCUGACCGGAUCAUGAACCUGGUCUCCUGCAACGUGGAUGGGGAGGACGAGUAUGGACGGCUCCUGCGUCGCACCCUCAUGCGCUACAGCAACCUGUGCAGCGUGCUGAUCUUGCGCUCAGUCAGCACUGCUGUCUACAAGCGCUUCCCCAGCAUGGAGCAUGUCGUGAGGGCAGGUCUCAUGACACCAGAAGAGCACAAGAAGUUUGAGAGCUUGAAUUCCCCCCACAACAAAUUUUGGAUCCCAUGUGUGUGGUUCUCCAAUCUGGCUGUAAAGGCAAGGAAUGAGGGGAGGAUCCGGGACAGCGUACUGCUCCAAGGCAUCCUGAAUGAGCUGAACACCUUGCGCAGCCAGUGCGGCCGACUCUAUGGGUACGACUGGAUCAGCAUCCCCUUGGUCUACACUCAGGUGGUGACUGUGGCCGUUUACAGCUUCUUCCUGGCCUGUCUGAUCGGACGGCAGUUCCUGGAUCCAGAAAAAGCAUAUCCUGGCCAUGAACUAGAUCUCUUCGUGCCUGUCUUUACCUUUUUGCAGUUCUUCUUCUAUGCUGGCUGGUUAAAGGUGGCCGAGCAACUCAUCAACCCUUUUGGGGAGGACGAUGACGACUUUGAAACCAACUGGCUCAUUGACAGGAACCUGCAGGUCUCCCUUAUGGCAGUGGAUGAGAUGCACCAGGAUCUACCCAUUCUGGAGAAGGACCUAUACUGGAAUGAGCCCGAUCCCCAGCCACCCUACACCGCAGCCACCGCUGAGUACAAGCGCCCAUCGUUCCUUGGCUCAACUUUUGACAUCAGCAUGCAGAAAGAAGAGAUGGAGUUCCAGCCCCUGGAGCAAAUUAAAGAGAACGAGGAAGCCAACCACUCCACACCGUUACUGGGACACCUGGGCCGCCUCCUCGGCGUCCAGUCACCGAGCUUCUCCAGGUCCUCUUCCCGGAUGAACCUGCUGCGCAGGCGAGGAGACCCCACGUCUCCCUUCUCCCAUUAUACGUACCAAGACAUGGGCAAGCCUGGAAGCCCUUGCAGUAUCAAUCAGCCAAGGGGAGACUCCAGCUCACAGGAACAGUGGGACAGCGAAGACGGAAAACUAAGGGAGUUUGACGCCUUCAUGUCAACCCCAUUUUACGAGAGGCCUGGUUUCUACAGUGCUCCACAGACACCGAUCAGCUCUAUCCCUAUGAUUUUCCCCUCUAGACGCCAAGGCCGCAAGAAGCCUCCUGCACUGUCCAGCAUCGCUGCAUGCUCGACUUCUCUUAGGGAUGUCAUUGUCAACUCCUCACCUUCCAGAGUCAGCGAUACAUAUAAGAGCCAGAGCUCCCUUGGCUCAGGUGCAAAGGAAACAUUUAUUUGGCCAACAGAUCGGAGCAAAGGUCCUGACUCACUGGUUGUAACAGCAGAAGAGAAGAGCAACUCUAACAGUAAAAGCAGAGAAGCUGCCACCACAGGAAGUCCAGGAGCUCAGUCCGCAGCAUCCAACAGCCCUAAAUUCCCCUUCUUGGCAGAGUCCCCAGAGCACGAGAAGCAGGGUAGCUUCAAGAGUCUGAAGAGCUUGAAAGCUUCCCACCCACCCUGGCUAAACCUGGAGAACACAGCAUCAGCCACUCCCAAUUCUGAGCAUUCAAGUGCCUUUCACACUCCCAGUAACAAAACCCCCGGAGGCAGUGCCUCCCUCUGCUUCUCAUUCACUCCCGUAACAUCGCCAGUGCUGGAGAGAUCCCACAUGGGGAACAUCGGCCCUGAUGCUCGCAGCCUAAGUUUAGAAGACGCAGCCAGCGCUCCAGACCAGCAUCCAGCAGAGGUUUCCAGGAACACAAGAGAUACUGGAAACGGGAGCAGUAAUACUCCCUCUACAAAAGAGCCAAGAAGAGCAGAGAGUCCAUCCCCCAAUGACUCUGGCAUCUCUCUAGCCGAAGGUGACUACGUGGGGCUGAUGGAGGUGAUCAUGGAGACCAGUGAAAGCACAUGUGAAGAGCAGAUAGAUCAGUACAGCUAG